This is a messenger RNA of Mya arenaria, 2935 nucleotides long. RefSeq names its product galactosylceramide sulfotransferase-like. The record is from RefSeq and is a predicted model, not a curated record. The transcript is spliced from 2 exons. NCBI's taxonomy places the organism in Eukaryota, Metazoa, Mollusca, Bivalvia, Myida, Myidae. Gene Ontology annotation, cellular component: membrane. Gene Ontology annotation, biological process: glycolipid biosynthetic process. Bases 294 to 1559 code for a protein of 421 amino acids. Gene Ontology annotation, molecular function: galactosylceramide sulfotransferase activity.
UAGCGUGUCAAUAUACUGACUGUAAAGGUUCAUGCCAAUACGAACAGGUUAACACGCUCGGAUAUACAUGUGGGUAUUUAUGACCGACAGCACCGUUUAGAAUGAAUAACCCAAUUACGAAAAAAACUUGAUUAAAGGCGCAAGUAUUCAAAACAGUACGCUAUAUAAAUCUCGAAUGUGCAGUAACUGUACGAUAAAUAGACACGCGCACUCAUAAACCCAACGUUCGCGCAGUGCCGUCAAGUAUUACACUGAAAGUGGUUGCAGGUCGCAAUGUAAACAGAAAACUCGUGAUGGAUACUGGAUUAAAGACCAAGAGGAGAUACCACAUUUUGUUUUUCGUUCUCAGGAAAAAUAGGAAUGACGUCGCUAAAGAUGAAAACAGGAUUAAGAAAACAAGAUGCUCAAAAUGGGUCAGACAGUCGGUGGUUAUUGCGGCGAUCCUUCUUGUCGUGUAUGCGUUCGUUCCAAACCCUCAUCUCUUCACAAACCUCCCCCACAAGAUCUCAAACUACAUCAGCAUCACCUGGAACUUUACAAUACCGGAAGUAAGACAUGUGGGGUUCUUGAAAGUGCACAAGGCCGGCGGAAGUACCAUCCAAAACAUCCUUUUCCGGUUCGGCAUACGUAGAAAUGUCUCAUUUGUUAUGCCAGUCACACAGUACAAGCUUUCCGAGUUUGGUAAAGUGCCUUAUGACAUUCUAAAUAAUAAACAUGGUCGCAAUUUUGACAUACUAACGAUACAUUCAGUUUACAACGAAAGUGUGUACGCGCGGCUUCUUCCCAGGGACGCCGCCCGUGUCGCCAUUGUGAGGGACCCCCUCGAGGUGAUGGUCUCCGGGGCGUACUAUCACAGGGACGUCUGGGGCGUCGACUAUCUACGCAAAGUGCCUAAUGAUAAUUACAUCAAGAACCUGAUAUUAUUUCCGGAAGUGUACGACAAAAACGAAUUCAGUUUGACCAGAAACAGCAUGGCAAUGGAUUUUGGUUUUCCAAAAGGGCUGCAUUGCACAGAAUCAGACAGGGUUCAGCAUUAUCUGUCCUACCUUAACGGGAAUUUUGACUUAGUGAUGAUACUCGAGCGUUUUGACGAAUCUCUUGUUCUACUGAAGAGAUUGUUACGCUGGACAUUAAAGGAUAUAUUAUAUAUUCCGCAGAAUACUCACCACCACCCUGCAAUAUCAGACUUGAAUCUCUCGUCUUCCGACAUCAGCAAGUUUCAACUCAGGAACUUCCUGGAUGUUUCCUUAUACAACUACUUUUCCAACAUUUUUAAAUCAAAAGUUCUGGCUGCAGGUGAUGACUUCAAAUACGAGGUCGAGCACAUGCAGAGCGUGGUUUCCAAGGUGACGGACUACUGCGUGUUUCAUGAGCGACACUCCAGCUCACGUGACAUAACGGUUUACCAAUCUGAUUGGAACGCAGAAUUUACGGUGAACGCCGAAGACUGUCGGGAAAUGAUGACGUCAGAACUCGAUUUCAUUGACAAAAUACGCAAGCGCGUUAAAUCAAAAUUAAGAGGUGUUUAUAACAAAAUAUUCUCGUUUAAGAGUGAAUGAUGACGCUUUGUAUGCUAAGUAAAUUACCCCAUGACUGCUAUAUUUUUCUUUUAUUGAAAUUGAAAUUGUGAUAUAAUUGAAAUUGCUCACUACGCAGAAAUCAGCAUUACAUUAUGCAAUGAAGAGCUGUAUAGAUUCUAACAUUCCGAAAUACUGCAGAUAAGCAUUUUACUGCCAUGAUAUUAAAUGCGUUUGUAAGUAGUAUGCACAUAAGCAAUCUACAGAAAGACAUGUAAUAUUGUUUGCUCUAAAAGUGCUGUUUGUUAUAUGCCGGAUUGCCUGAACGCAUUUAAAGUUGUUGUUGUUUUGUUCUUUGUUAUUAACAUGUUCACGCAUGAAUGUAUUUGCUUAUCUGGUUAAAGUCAACUAUUUCUAAUUGGUAAUGAUAUUUUAUUGUUUAUGGCAUCAUGUCUCUUAUCACGUGACGUGUUGUGUCCCUUAUCACAUGACGUUGUGUGUGUCUCCUAACACGUGGCGUGUUGUGUCUAUUAUCACGUGGCUUGUUGUGUCUAUUUUCACGUCACAUAUUGUUUGUCUAUUAUCACGUGACGUAUUUUGUGCCUAUUAGCACGUGACGUGUUGUGUAUGUUAUCACGUGACGUAUUGUGUGUCUCUAAGCACAUGACGUAUUGUGUGCCUAUUAUCACGUGAGGUGUUUUGUUUGUUAUCACGUGACGUAGUGUGUGCCGAUUGUCACGUUACGUGGUGUGUGUCUCUUAUCAUGUGAUAUUGUGUGUCUCUUAUAGCGGGACGUGUUAUUUCUCUUUUCACGUGAAGUAGCUUUAUUAAAGUAUGUUAGCCUUUGAUGGAUGUACCAUUAAACAAGUUGUUACAUUGCACACUGCAGUUAUCUUGUUAACUCGUUAUGCUGUCUUCUUCCUUUCUGACAAACCUUUCUUGUCAAUUCGUCUUCUUCAGUUCUGGUAUAUUAUGGUUUGUAUUAUAUCUUGUUUACCUGUUAUGUUGUCAACUUAAUUUCUGACCAUGUUAUCUUAUUUACUCGUUAUGUGGUUAAUUUUGUUAUGUAUCUUGUAAAUUCGUUAAGUUGUCUUUGUUCACCUUUGGCAAUGUUAUCUUAACAACUCGUUGUUUUGUCGUCUUCACCUCUAGCAAUGUAAAAUGUUUCAGUUAGAUAGCCUAUACGUUGAAAGACUCGAGCGUCACCUGUACAUUUAACACUGUUAACUGUUACUGAUGGACAUUGUCAAACUAUUCUAUGUUAAGCCAAAACUCUUUAUACAAUGGAGGUGAACGCGCUUGUUACCUAUAAAGAUAUUGUCUUAAAAGUAUGUACAUACAUGUACUCUUAAAUGUGUGAUCACUCAUAUAAAGUCUUUCAUAUUAUUUUGUCAAUAAAAAUCUCGAUAUGAGUAAGA